Penicillium malachiteum is the source of this 1524-nucleotide messenger RNA. RefSeq lists its product as uncharacterized. Gene Ontology annotation, molecular function: transmembrane transporter activity. The transcript has 2 exons. Gene Ontology annotation, biological process: transmembrane transport. The coding region runs from base 1 to 1524 and encodes 507 amino acids. The record is from RefSeq and is a predicted model, not a curated record. NCBI's taxonomy places the organism in Eukaryota, Fungi, Ascomycota, Eurotiomycetes, Eurotiales, Aspergillaceae.
AUGGUAUUUACUCGUGGUGAUGUAUCUGGAGAUGUGGAUGAAAUAGACCACAAUGAACCCGGAAGUAAUAUCGAAGUGGUCUCCUGGGAUGGCCCUCGCGAUCCUGGGAAUCCUUACAACUGGUCACUUCGCCAGAAGUGGACGUUGACCAUAUUGGCGAGCUUUGCAACCUUCGUCACAAUGAUGAAUGGAACAAUUAUCACUGUUGCCCAUACCACGAUCAAUGAAGAGUUCAGCGUCUCGGAUGCUUCAUUUCCCAACUCCUACUGGCCUGUCACAUCAUGGGCCAUGGGAGGUGGGUGCUUUUCUCUCCUGAUCCUACCAUUGAUGGAGGACUUUGGUGUAAGACGAGUAUUCCUCUUGACAUGGCUGGUCUUCGUCUGUUUUGUCAUUCCUCAAGCAUUAGCCCAGAACUUCGCCACACUGAUUGUAACCCGGUUCUUCGCUGGGGGCUGCGUUGCCAUCUUGGCGAAUACGUCUGCGACAGUCGUUGGUAAUGUCUGGGACACAGAAAAAGCUCGAAAUAUCCCCGUCAGCUUGUAUAUCGUCGCCUAUCUGACUGGUGCGAGUAUUGGGCCAGUCAUUGGGGCACCGAUCUAUCAGUUCCUCUCAUGGAGGUGGAUCGGAUACCUCCAACUGAUCUGGUAUGGGGCCCUAUUCCCGGUUUACGCAUUCAUGUUCAAGGAAUGUCGUGGGGUUGCUAUUCUCGGACAACGUGCGAAGGCUCUGCGUCGUGAAGGCAGGAUGGCUUAUACCCAACACGAAAUUGAUAGUGAGGGGACGUCGAUAUGGAGGAUUGUGGCUCGGAGUGCGACACGACCGCUCAUCAUGUACUUCACGGAGUCUGUCGUCUUCUUCUCGGGCAUGUGGUCUGCUUUCACUGUGGGCACACUCUAUUUGUUCACACAGUCAGUUGAGCAGGUUUUCUCUGGUCUGUAUGGCUGGAGUCCAUCACAGGCUGGAUAUGUGCAAGGUGCAAUUGUGAUUGGAGAGUGUAUUGGCUGGGUAGGAACUCUGUUCUCUGGCAGUCUAUACUUCAACUCUGCGUCUCGGAAUACGGAGUUCCCCGGUAAACCCAUCCCAGAAGCACGACUGUACCUGGCUAUCAUUUCGGGCGUUAUCGGUCUUUCGGGUGGAAUGUUUGUCUAUGCCUGGACAUCCUACGCUUUCCUUCCAUGGAUUGCACCUGCUAUUGGACUUGCAAUGGUGGGAGCUGGUAGUGUUAUCGUGGUUACUGGAAUCUCUGACUACGUUGUGGACGCAUACGCAAAAUAUGCUGGUAGUGCGGUUGGUAUCAUCGUUACUGGCGAGAAUACCUUUUCUGCGUUUCUACCACUAGCUGCUAUGAGCAUGUACUCGCAUCUCGGCUUCCAGUGGGCUAGUACCUUGCUGGCAUUGAUCUCCCUAGCACUCUCACUUGCUCCCAUAUUGUUUGUGGUAUAUGGCAAAGAGAUCCGAGCUCGGAGCCCCUUUAUGAAAGAGGCUAUGUUGGAUAUGAGGAGGAAGAGUAUAUCCUCGGUUUGA